AUGGCCGACAACGAUCUUUCUGAUGUUCAAAUUGAGCAAUUGUUGAAGGAUGCUGAGGAGAGGAUGAGAAAUGCAAAGCAAGUCAUCGUGAGCGAUGAUAGCUCUACCAAAUUUUCUCUUCCGAACCUUGGUAAAACUUCAACAUCUGCAAUCACUCCAUACAUCACAUCGACAGGACACGUGGAUGCCUCUCAACUUGUACCCGCCAAGGACAGAAAACUGGCCAAUGGUGUGCGAACGGUGGAAGAUCCAAUUGUGACAAAAGCUAAAGCUGCAAAGGCAAAACAAGCUACUGCUGGAGCCAAGUGGUACAACAUGCCUAAGACUGUGGUCACUCCUGAGCUCAAGCGCGACCUUCAACUCCUCCGACUCAGAAGCGUAUUGGACCCCAAACGUUUUUACAAAAAGGAUUCGGCGAGAGCAGAAGUUCCAGAGUACUCUCAAGUAGGCACAGUCAUCGAAGGUCCCACUGAGUUCUUUUCUUCUCGCCUCACCAACAAGGAACGCAAACAGACCUUUGUCGAACAAGUCCUUGCGGGCGAGAAAGCAAACCACAAGUUCCGCAAUAAGUACAAUGAUAUCCAGGCUGCAAAGGCUAGUGGAAAGAAAGAGCAUUACAAGAAGAUGAAGGCAUUAAGAAAGAGAAGAUGA
Botrytis fragariae is the source of this 651-nucleotide messenger RNA. RefSeq names its product putative rrna-processing protein fcf2 protein. Gene Ontology annotation, molecular function: RNA binding. Gene Ontology annotation, cellular component: nucleolus. The record is from RefSeq and is a predicted model, not a curated record. Gene Ontology annotation, biological process: RNA processing. NCBI's taxonomy places the organism in Eukaryota, Fungi, Ascomycota, Leotiomycetes, Helotiales, Sclerotiniaceae. The transcript is spliced from 3 exons. The coding region runs from base 1 to 651 and encodes 216 amino acids.